UGAUUCACUUCCAAAACAGAAAAAUAAAAUGGCGGGAGAAAAUGGAAAUGAUGAAGGGCAAACCCCUGCUGCUGUUGCGCCAGUGCAGGAUGAGUUGAUAUUAAAACAGCAGGAAGAAAUUGCCGCGGAAAUUGCCAAAUCAUCCGGACUCAUUUCUGGUUUAGAAGAUUUCUCAACUCUUGUUGCGGAUUUUCAGCAGGAUCAACAGUUUUUAGCUAAGAUUCAACAGAUAUCUCAGAGUUAUUCAAAACUUAGACGAACUAGACCUGAUGGAAACUGCUUCUUUAGAGCUUUUGGGUUUAGAUUAUUUGAGUGCCUACUGGAGGACGAGGAUAGAUUGAAUGAGCUGUUGACAGUCCUUGCUCCCUGUAAGGACGAAAUGGUUGAGUUAGGGAUGCCAGGUUUUACUGUUGAAGAUUUCUGGGAGAAUUUCAUCGUCACACUAGAAAGUCUGAAAGGGAAAGAAAAAAUUUCACUGUCGGAUUUAGAAGAAAUAUUUAACAACGAGGGUCAGUCAAACUAUCUAGUUGUUUUUCUCAGACUGCUGGUUUCAAAACAGUUGCAGAAAGAAGCAGAUUUUUAUCAGAACUUCAUAGAGGGGGAUAUUCCACUAAAGGAUUUCUGUGCUACGGAGGUAGAACCAAUGUUUAAAGAGUCUGAUCAUAUUCAUAUAAUAGGAUUGACCGCGGCAACAGGGGUUAGUGUUCGGGUCAUCUAUCUGGAUAGAGAGGGGGAGAAGGUGCAGAAUCAUGAUUUCCCAGAGGGGUCUUCUCCUACAAUCAAUCUGAUCUAUAGACCUGGACACUAUGAUAUCAUUUAUCCAAAAUAAAAAUAGACCUGGAUUAUCAAUCCAAUUUCAUCAGAACCAUUCAAUAUGGAUUGGAUGAAUAAUUGGCAGUUUACAAGGAUACAUUGAUGGAGUUGCAAAUCAGCCUAGGUUCUUAAAACCAUCAAGAAACAGUCUUUUUAAAAGGCGAAUCAGUGGAUCAGUAUGAUAAACCAAAUCUCAAAAGUGUUUUAUGUGAUUGAUUUUCUGUAACAAUAAGUUUAAAUUUACUUUCACAACUAUUUUCAAAAAUGUACGAAAUAUUAGUCUCGUGAACCCCCAAAGGAAACAUUAUCGAUUUGUUUGCAGACACCAAUAAAAUAUUGUGAAACAAUUUAGACUUAAAACAAUGUGAUAGAUUUGUCCAUAUUUUUUGGAAGAUUAAGAAAUCAUCCUAAUUUAAUUUGUAAUAUAUGUGUUUUGAAGUCAAAAUUAUUAUACUUGCUAAGAUUUAUUUUGAGACGCAAUGUUUCCGAUUUAUGUAACAGAUACAACUUCGCAUUUUCCUUUCAACCCAAUUUUGGGAAGAUUAAGUUAAUGUAAAUGUUAAUUCUUGGAAAUAUGGAGAAUUUAGAGUUGUUUGUGGUUGUGACUAGGUAGCAAAGUAAACAAACGGUCAUUGCGUACAUAACGUUUGCUAUGAAGACUUAAAAAUGUUAUUUCUAAUAUACUUUCAUUGUUUUAGGACGAUCUGUA
This is a messenger RNA of Eurytemora carolleeae, 1522 nucleotides long. Its product is annotated as ubiquitin thioesterase otubain-like. Bases 29 to 829 code for a protein of 266 amino acids. The record is from RefSeq and is a predicted model, not a curated record. Gene Ontology annotation, cellular component: nucleus. The transcript is spliced from 12 exons. Gene Ontology annotation, biological process: protein K48-linked deubiquitination. Gene Ontology annotation, molecular function: cysteine-type deubiquitinase activity; ubiquitin binding. NCBI's taxonomy places the organism in Eukaryota, Metazoa, Arthropoda, Copepoda, Calanoida, Temoridae.